UGUGAUGACUUUUGUUGGUGAUUUCAAAAUUCAAUUUAAAUGAAUUAUUUGUAUUAUCCAAAUGAAUUAUGCGAUAAUAAUUAAUAAGUGAUAUAUUAAAAUGUGAAUGUGAUAUUCGCGUAAUAUUUGAUUCUUACAAAAAAACAAGUUAUUUAAUUGUUGUUUGUAACCUGUUUACAAUUACCAAUAAUUAUUGUAAAGUUUUCUAACAUGUCAACAGAAAAUCAUAGUCUUAUAAAUGAUAUAUCUCCAGUGUUUCGUCCGUAUGUUCAUAAUAUAUAUCAGGACUUACAGCUAGGUUUAUGUAAAACAAAAGUGGACCUAGAAAGGAUUGGGGGCUCUGCAAACAAUGCAGAGAGUCAAUUUCGUUUAGUGCUUCCAUAUUGCUCCAAAAAGUUAAAGUGGGAUAUUAUUUUUGAUGCUUCAACACCAUGGUUUGCACCAGAUUUUCGAUUUGAUGAUGAAAGCUUUUUAAGCAAUGCAGAUGAAGAGAUUCUGGUCAACGGUGUACCUAGUCUUGCUAAAUGGAAUUCUUCUAACCCAAAAUCACUGGGAGAAGUUAUUUCAGAAUUGGUGGCAAUGUAUAAAAUUCAUCAGGUAAAGAAGUUAAAUGAAGAUGAAAGUUCUCGAGCCUCAUUUGAAUAUAGUGCUCUAUUAGGCAAUGCUCUUAUAACUGAACAAGAUGUAGAAGUGUGGGUUGGGCCCCACAUUGUGGAGUUUCUCAUUAAACUUAAAGUAGACACAUCAAGACUUCCUGAACUAUACAAUGAGGGAACGGAUCAAAAUCCAGGAAUUGAUACUGCAUUACUACUUAUUAAAUACCCAAACCCUACCAACGCUGAACUAAUUUUAUCGCCAUUUUUGACUAAAGUUUUGGGAAACAUAUCCUUACCUAUGAUGCACCAAACGGGGGUACUUAUGGAUUAUGUUCCAACUGUUACAGAAAUAUUAAAUAACAAGAUUCAAGAUCUUCUGAACAAUGACAGAUUGAAACGUGAAUUGUUAGCUCAACUGAUUGUCAAGUAUGAGGGGGCCAUAUUAGAGCAUGAUGCAAAUAGUGCUGCUUUCUUAUUUGAGAUGAAUGACUUUCAUUGGAUCCUACAAAUAGAUAUAGCUAUUCAAUUCCCAGAAAAGCCUCCAGUGUUAACACUGCGGUCUGUAUAUCACUGUUCUAAAGGAAAACCAAAGUUCAAAGUUUUACCUGGAUGUUCAUAUAGUAAUUUUGAACUCUACAUAGAACAACAAGUGGAAAUAUUUAAAAAUGAUUGCACUGAAAGUCAGUCAAUUUUUGAUGUUGAUCAUGUUGAAUGACCACAUAAAACUGGUAAUAAUAACUUUUGGUGUAUUAACAAAUAAAAACGUGCGGUUGGGUGACUUUGUCGGACUUCCCCAAGUUCUUUUUAUUCAAAAUUAAAUAUAAAAUAGUGAAUUUUAAGUUAAAUAAACAAAGUCAUGUGUAAAUUAAAAUAAUUAACAAAACUAACGAAAAAAUAAUAUAAAUUAUAUGAAUAAUGGUACAGAAUUUAGGAUACUAGUGGUCGCCCAGUGGUAGAAACUAUGGUGAGUGUAUAAAUAAACUUCUAAUACCCUGUUACCCUGGAACUUUGACGGUUUUGCGUUAUUUGACGAUUUCUCCCUCUUGUAAGCAACAUAAAAGAAAUUUUUCCAAAAACAGACUGUAACUAAAAUAACAUGUUAAUAAAUAUAUAUACUU
This is a messenger RNA of Bicyclus anynana (squinting bush brown), 1714 nucleotides long. Its product is annotated as BRISC and BRCA1-A complex member 2. Bases 211 to 1311 code for a protein of 366 amino acids. Gene Ontology annotation, cellular component: BRISC complex; BRCA1-A complex. Gene Ontology annotation, biological process: double-strand break repair. The record is from RefSeq and is a predicted model, not a curated record. NCBI's taxonomy places the organism in Eukaryota, Metazoa, Arthropoda, Insecta, Lepidoptera, Nymphalidae. The transcript is spliced from 7 exons.